AUGGGCGCCCGAGAUGAAUGUGGAACCAUUAAGUUUGUUAUCGGCUACGUGUCCGCCCGUUUGUACAAAUUCUUCGGCGGUCUCUGCUGGAAGACCAACGUGCUGGUCACCGCGCUCUUCUGUCCCGGCAUUGUCGUCUCCGUGUUCCUGGUACUGAACGUGGUGCUCUCGGCCCUGCACAGUUCCAUGGCCGUCUCCUUCACCACUAUCCUCGCCCUGCUGGCCAUGUGGUUGCUGGUUAGCAUGCCGCUCUCCAUGAUUGGCGCGUUCUUCGGCUUCCGCAAGGAUGUAAGUGCAGAGAUGGACACAUAUCUCGGCUAUGGCGCACAUUUUCUACUGUCUUCUACUUUUCAACACCGCCUACUAGCUGGCUACCCGUUAAUAGUGUAA
This is a messenger RNA of Dibothriocephalus latus, 390 nucleotides long. The record is from the annotation of a GenBank genome assembly. NCBI's taxonomy places the organism in Eukaryota, Metazoa, Platyhelminthes, Cestoda, Diphyllobothriidea, Diphyllobothriidae.